This is a messenger RNA of Caenorhabditis elegans, 933 nucleotides long. It is a transcript of the gene F07F6.7, whose product is annotated as Apolipoprotein L, 1. The record is from RefSeq and is marked reviewed. The transcript is spliced from 5 exons. Gene Ontology annotation, molecular function: lipid binding. Bases 28 to 825 code for a protein of 265 amino acids. Lineage: Eukaryota; Metazoa; Nematoda; Chromadorea; Rhabditida; Rhabditidae. Gene Ontology annotation, biological process: lipid transport; lipoprotein metabolic process. Gene Ontology annotation, cellular component: extracellular region.
AGACUUAUCUACAAACUGCAAAGCGAUAUGUCAAUCUAUGAAUCUUUGAAAAGCACGUUGAUGAAUGGCGAAGAAAUGCCAAAGGAACUCCAGGUUAAAGCCUGGGGAGCUCAAUGGCACCUCGAUCGUUGGAGCUCAAACCGACAAGAGAUCAUGAACCGAAUGGAGGAGAUUGCUAAAGAUCUUGACGGAUUGGAGAAGGCUUCAGCCAUCGCAACAACUGUCGGAAGUUCCGUUGAUAUUGCAUCUGGACUUGCAGUUUUCGGAGGACUAUUCUUCAUGCCACCAGUUGCAAUUGCUGGUCUCAUCGUUGGAGCAGCUUCCGGCGUCUCAAAUGUCGCAACUGGAGUGAACAAGAAGCUUGCUACCGAUCAUAAAAUCAGAGAAAUCAAUCGAAUGCUCGCGGAGGAUGCGAAGUUUUUUGAGGAACUUCUUCAUUCGAGAAAUGAUUUGUUGAACGAAGUGAGGAGAUUUGUGGAGGACAAGCAAUCGUCAAAGAUUUUCAAAAACUUCGACGAUGUCCAGUCUCAUUUGAAAACACUUUUUGGUGUUUCUCUCGCCGGAAUCACAGGAUUCGGAAUUAAAAUGGCCGCAUCUUCCAUGGGCCAUCUCACGAAUGCACUUAUGAAAGGAAUGCUGCAGAGCGUUGCAGCCAUCGGAAUCGUUCUGGACGGUGUUACCCUGGCCAUGAGCGCUAAUACGCUUAAAAACGGAUCUUCCUCUGAAUUGGCAGGAAAAAUUCGUGAAGCUUCCGGCAAGAUGGAAAGGAUGCGACACAAUGUUGUAACCAACUUCUUGAAUUACGACGCCUGGAACAGCGAUUAGUUUUCACUUUUCAAAGUUUCUUGAUUUUUUUCUUGUUGAUUUUCUUUUCUUUUUGUUGUUUUCUCGUUGUUAUUUUUCUUGUUGUUGUUCUUAUAAAAUCUGACACUG